Amphibalanus amphitrite is the source of this 1609-nucleotide messenger RNA. RefSeq lists its product as uncharacterized. The record is from RefSeq and is a predicted model, not a curated record. The transcript has 2 exons. Bases 105 to 1457 code for a protein of 450 amino acids. Lineage: Eukaryota; Metazoa; Arthropoda; Thecostraca; Balanomorpha; Balanidae.
AGUCCUCCGUUGGUACUGUCUCGUUGGAGGUUUGUUAGCCAUUUUUGUCCGUUCCUGCUACUGAGUGAGCCCCGCUCACAUCCCGUAAAAUCAUCUCACCCACAAUGGGCCUCCCUGACUCCAGUGACUCAGUGACUAACCCUACCACCACAGAUCACCCCGAUCCUGCCGACCCAAACGGCACACUGGCUGCUCUGAUUCCCGCCGGUCGAGAGGACAUCACCGUCGAAUGGCUGGAGUUUGUGCUGAGCCGGCGCUCGGGCCCGUCCACCCCCGGUAAGUUGCAAUUUUCGGUGACUGCCGGUGCCGAGCCGGGGACAAACUACGCCACCGCUGUGUACGCCGUGCACGUCACCCGACACGCCGAUCCCGCUGACGGAGAGCGGAAAGAGGACGAGAGGAGGCUAAUCGUCAAACUCCCGCACGACGACCCGUUCGGCCGGUUCUUUUGCUUCGCCACGCGCUGUUACGAGCGUGAAAUUCUGUUUUACGAUCGGCUGGCGCCGGCGCUUGAGUCUGCACUGGGUCGGGAACUGGCAGUGCCGCGCUACUACCACGGAGCUACGGACGGCCGAGGAGGUGUCGUUAUGGCCAUGGAUGACCUGCGCGCGCUAGGAUACCGCAUGCCGGCGGCGGCCAGUCGGCUGGACGAGCACCAUGUGCUACUGGUGGUGUCCGCUCUGGCUGAAGUAGUGUCCGCCGGGCUGGUGGUUCAGCAGCGUGGUGGUCCACCGGCCGAACUACUGCGUCAUCCACUGCUCAACAUCGGCUCCAUGUGGGCCGGGCCGCGGAUGGAAGUCGACCUCAUCCGUGCCGGCCUGCUGGGCUACAUCGGCUUCCUGCGCCACUACCCGGAGCGGCGCGCCGCAGCCGCCAAGCUGGAGACGCUGCUGGACUCGGCGCGGGAGCUGAUGGUGGAAGGGAUGCACGCGGGCGGGCGGCUCCGCUCCAUCUGUCACGGAGACCUCUGGAAGCUUAACAUGAUGUUCCGCUACCCGUCUGAGAAGGACGGCGCGCCUGACGCCGUCAUGCUGCUCGACUGGCAGCACUGCCACUUCGGUAACUUCCUGGUGGAUCUGUUCUCCGUUCUGGUGAACAACACGGACCGGCAGUUCCGGCGGCGGCACACAGAGGGCGUGCUGCGUCACUUCCACGGCCGGCUGGUGGCGGCGCUGGAGGCAGCCGGCCUCAACGCCGACCAGCUGGGCCUCGGCAGCUGGGAGCGGCUGCGGGACGACUACCGGAGCUCCAUGAAGGCCGCCCUCAUCAGGGUUAUCUUCGACGUGGUGCUGCCGCUCGCUGACGCCGACGCCACGAGUGGAGCACCGGAGGGCGCCACACCCCAGGAGCUGGUAGACCGACUGGUGGCGGCCAUGUCGGUGCGCACCUCAGACACACAGCUGGAGACGCUGCUGCUCGAGCUGCUAGACGAGAUGGAGGAGGCGGGCGUCCUCUGACCGGAGGGAUGAUGGGAUGGCGUCACGGUGAAAAUAUGACGUCACGUGAUAUGAAAUCAAUAGACGAUAGAGCCACGAGGUGUGCUGAUAAGAAGGGGGAAUGCCGGUGAUACCUGACCAGUAACAACCAGAUGAAAAUAACCACUUGUCGA